This is a messenger RNA of Lottia gigantea (owl limpet), 549 nucleotides long. RefSeq lists its product as hypothetical. The annotation marks the transcript as partial. Lineage: Eukaryota; Metazoa; Mollusca; Gastropoda; Lottiidae. The transcript has a single exon. The record is from RefSeq and is a predicted model, not a curated record.
AGAACUAUCACCCCCAAACAGAUGAUGAUGGUCAGAUACGUCUUUAAUAAGUGUUCUGCUCCAAUAUUUGUCAAGCUGCUCGCAAGUGAACUAAAAUCUGUGGCAUCAUAUGACGAGAUAGAUAUCCUGAAACUUCCUAUUGAUAUUUCGGAUGGAAUGGAUGUUCUUCUUACCAAACUCGAGGAGAAACACGGGAAAACCUUUGUUGGCAAAUGCCUCGGAUCCAUUGCAGCUUCUAAAUCCGGUCUAAGUGACUGUGAGAUCAAUGAUAUUUUAUCAUUAGAGGAAUCAGUGUUGAAUGAAAUUUAUACUGAAUAUCAACCUCCAUUAAGAAGAGUAACUCCAGCCCAUUGGUUGUAUCUGAAGGAGAGUCUAGAAGGGUUUAUCUGUAGUUUUGAUUCUGAUGGGGUACAAGUAAACAUGCUUAAACACGAUGGCUUGAUUCAGAUCAUAACAGACCGAUAUCUAAGAAGAGAUAAAUCGAAAACACUGCUGCAUUCAGUCCUAGCUGAUUACUUCUUGGGAACUUGGUCAGAUGGUCCCAAGCCC